Molecule: messenger RNA, 3062 nt
Organism: Polyodon spathula (Mississippi paddlefish)
Lineage: Eukaryota; Metazoa; Chordata; Actinopteri; Acipenseriformes; Polyodontidae
Product: sorting nexin-29-like
Exons: 21
Coding region: 172-2619 (815 amino acids)
Molecular function (GO): phosphatidylinositol binding
Source: RefSeq, a predicted model, not a curated record
UAUAUAUAUAUAUAUAGCAGAUGCGCCUUGUGUUUAACUUCUCAUCAUGCGGAGUUUCAUAAAGAACAUAUCAUUGUGUCUGCGAUUAACUGGAAACUGAAAAGUGUGUGCCGUUCUUCAUUUUUCUUGUUAUCGUUUAAGUUAACGCCAUUUGAAAUAAACUGGACUGGAAUGAUGAGUGGAACACAGCAAAAUGACGCCAAGAGACAGCAUCUACUUGAGCGGCUACUGGAUGCAGUCAAACAGUGCCAAAUCCGCUUUGGAGGAAGGAAGGAGAUUGCUUCUGACUCAGACAGCCGGGUGAUCUGUCUUUGUGCCCAGUUCGAAGCUGUGCUGCUGCAUGGGCUGAGAAGAAGUCGAGGGCUGGCGCUCACUGCUGCUGCUAUCAAGCAAGUAGCAGGGUUCUCCAACAAAGCAGAAACAGAGCUGUCGUUCUGGUUCUACGUGAAGGAACACCUGAACAGGCACGAGCUGCAGCGCUUCUACUCCAUGCAGGGCAUCACCUCCGAGGUGGGGCGUGGCCGGGCGUGGCUGCGCUGUGCACUCAACGAGCAUUCGCUGGAGCGCUCCCUGCGCACGCUGUUGUCCGACCGCACACGACUUGGUGUCUACUAUGAAGACUGGGCCUUUAUAAUAGAUGAGGAGAGAGCCAGUAUGCUUCCCACUAUGGCUGCAGGGCUGAACUCGAUCCUCUUUGCCAUUCAAAUUGACAACACUGACCUGAAUGGGCAGAACAGGGCAGCACCCUCCGUCUCUCACCUGCUGAAGGAGUCUUCGCAGGGGGUGAGCAGCCUGUGGAAGGAGUCGACUCAGGGAGUGAGCACACUGCUCCGCGACAUCACCACCACCACCAGCAACGCCGCUGCCACCGCCUCCACCUUCAACUGCAACACCCGACCAGAGCAGGAGGCUGACCCGCUGCCUGUGCUGUCCCGCAGCACCUCUGCAGAAAGCCACCUGAAGAAGGAGCGCAAGAAGAAGAAGAAGAAGAAGAAAAAGGUGACGAACAUCAUCUCGUUCGAAGAUGAUGACGAGGGUGGCGAUGAAGAGGAGUGCGGGGUGAGAAAGAGCGGAAUGGGGCCUGCUUGCUCGGAGGAGAGGGAGUGCAGUGACCACUCCCCCAUGCUGAAUGGGGCGUUGGGCUGGGGGGGAGGACACGCCCACAACAGACAGUUGAUUGACACGAAGAGCAUCGACAAUGAGGAGGAGGAGGAGGAAGAGGAGCUGUAUGGGAAGGCAGUCUCCGGGGAAGAGCUGGAAGAGGACAGGGGCUCAGCAGAGCAGCCCUUGAUGAGAAGCCUAUCAAGCUUGUCGACAUGCUGCCCUCUGCAGGUCAUCAACGACAACGACAGCUCUGACAUCCUCCUCACCGUCAGCACUGAGGACGCCUACUCACAGUCUGAGGCUUCUGUGGAGGGCAUGGGGUACCACAAAGAGCAGGACAGGGCUGCCUUGGCUGUGGAGCUUGCUCAAAGAGUAUCCCAGCUCCAGUUCAGCAUGGAAGACAGUGCCCCUGUGAAAACCAACUCUUUGAACAGCAUGCUGCCUCUCACUGUCCUGCCAGAAUCAAUGACAGUCACUGAGCUUCGACAAGCCAUAGUCGCCAUGAUGAACAGGAAGGAUGAGCUGGAGGAUCAGAAUAGGUCUCUGCGCAGCCUACUGGAUGGGGAGAUGGAGCACUCUGCUGCUCUGAGGCAGGAACUGGACUCUCUCAACAAGAGGCUCGCUGAGCUGGAGGAGAGGCACGCAGCCAAGGUCCAGGCUCUGGGGAGGGAGAACGCGGUUCUGAAAGUCCAGCUCAAGAAGUAUGUGGGUGCUGUCCAGAUGCUGAAGAGAGAAGGGGGGCAGAUCAAUGAUGUGCUCCCGACACUGCGGAACUGCGAUGGGGAGCCGCACGUCCCAGAGCCCAAACCACCUGGAGACUCGGAGGAGUUGGCAGCCAGCUACGAGCGCAAGCUCAUUGAGGUUGCUGAGAUGCAUGGCGAGCUGAUUGAGUUCAACGAGCGACUGUACCGCUCCCUCAUGGCCAAGGAUCACCUGGUUUCCCAGAUGAGGCAGGAGCUGAUUGACCUGCGGGGCCCAGUCCCAGGAGAUCUUAGCCAGACCUCCGACGAUCCCAGUUUGUCUGAUUUUGAAACUGCUCACAGAGCCCUCAUUAAUGUGUGGAUCCCCUCGGUGUUCCUGCAUGGACAAGCUGCCAAUGCCUACCAUGUGUACCAGGUGUAUAUCCGGAUCCUGGAUAAUGAGUGGAAUGUGUAUCGGCGAUACACGGAUUUCCGGACACUGCAUCACAGGCUGCUAUCCCGAUUCCCACAGGUCGACACCUUCAACUUCCCACCCAAGAAAGCCAUUGGAAACAAGGAUGCAAAGUUUGUGGAGGGCCGGCGGAAGCAGCUGCAGAGCUAUCUGCGCAGUGUGAUGAACAAGGUGAUCCAGACCCUGCCCGAGUUCACCGCCAGCCCCACCAAGGAGACCCUGCUCCAGCUGCUGCCCUUCUGCAUGGAUACCUCACCUUUGAUGGACAGUGAUAACAAGCCCGCUCGAUCCAGAUUCCCCAUUCUAUCUCGCGGCCAACAAAGAGAGAUUCGCAACCUGGAACCACAGAGUGGAGACCUCUGACCUCCAACCCCGAACCCAGAGAACCAAGGCUGAACCUACUAGAUGAGAGACCUCUACCAGGUGACCCCUAGAAUCCCUGACACCACUCAACAGCCUACCAGCUUCAACCUCUGGGGAGCCCACAUUCCUUUCCACUUACAGAUCUGCACUAAACAACAUCUGCACUGCACAUUGGGCUUCAGAGUAAAGAUGGGGACAACAAGCUUUUGGAAAUUUUGAAGUUAGAAUUUUUAUUUUUUGUAAAUCAAAUAUUGAUUCACACAUAUAGUAUUAUAUGCAGAUAUAUACAUAUUAGUCUGCUGGAUCAAGUCUUUCUUUAAGUGUUAGUCAGAUUCCUUGGUGUUUAAAGUUGUGAAUGACGGAUAUUGAUUCAUGGAUUUUGUCUUAAGAACAUAAGAACAUAAGAAAGUUUACAAACGAGAGGAGGCCAUUCGGCCCAUCUU